This is a messenger RNA of Fopius arisanus, 424 nucleotides long. Its product is annotated as histone H2A-like. Gene Ontology annotation, molecular function: structural constituent of chromatin; DNA binding; protein heterodimerization activity. Gene Ontology annotation, cellular component: nucleosome; chromatin. NCBI's taxonomy places the organism in Eukaryota, Metazoa, Arthropoda, Insecta, Hymenoptera, Braconidae. Gene Ontology annotation, biological process: heterochromatin formation. The record is from RefSeq and is a predicted model, not a curated record. The transcript has a single exon. The coding region runs from base 28 to 405 and encodes 125 amino acids.
CGCUGAAUAAAUAGUGGAAUUUCUACGAUGUCUGGACGCGGCAAAGGAGGAAAAGUAAAGAGCAAAGCUAAGACUCGUUCAAGCAGAGCUGGAUUACAGUUUCCAGUGGGUCGUAUUCAUCGUCUUCUACGCAAAGGAAAUUAUGCGGAACGAGUUGGCGCUGGAGCUCCAGUUUACUUAGCAGCAGUAAUGGAAUACUUAGCAGCUGAGGUUCUUGAGUUGGCAGGUAAUGCUGCUCGAGACAAUAAAAAGACCAGGAUUAUUCCCAGACAUUUGCAAUUGGCCAUUCGCAACGAUGAGGAAUUGAAUAAAUUACUUUCGGGAGUUACCAUUGCCCAGGGUGGCGUCCUUCCCAAUAUCCAAGCUGUAUUACUACCCAAGAAAACUGAGAAGAGUAGCUCUUAAGACGUAUUGAAAAACCAAU